GCGGGGAUUGGUCCGCGCGCUCGUACAUUUCAGCUCUUUGCACUGCGCGGCUUCCUUUCUCCGACCACCUGCUCGUUGCGCCGGCACGGAGAUUUCUUGCGGCACUCCCUCCACCUUCUCCGUCUACAGGGCUGGAAAAAGGGCUGGACCGUCCCGUCUCCAGCCCUCGCCAGGACCCCGCGUCGCGCCGCUGAGCCGUCGCAGGGCAAGAUGAGCGCGGACGCGGCGGCCGGGGCGCCCCUGCCCCGGCUCUGCUGCCUGGAGAAGGGUCCGAAUGGCUACGGCUUCCAUCUGCACGGCGAAAAGGGCAAGGUGGGCCAGUUCAUCCGACUGGUGGAGCCCGGCUCGCCGGCCGAGCGGGCGGGGCUGCUGGCCGGAGACCGGCUGGUGGAAGUGAACGGCGAGAACGUAGAGAAGGAGACCCACCAGCAGGUGGUGAGCCGCAUCCGCGCAGCGCUCAACGCUGUGCGUUUGCUGGUAGUCGACCCCGAGACGGACGAGCGGCUGCAGAAGCUGGGCGUCCAGAUUCGGGAGGAGCUGCUCCACGCCCAGCCAGGGCCCGGGCAGGCCGAGCCCCCGGCCGCCGCCGAGGCACAGAAGAAGUCUGUCGGCGAAAAUGAGCCGCAGGCCGCCGCGCCGGAACCCCGUGAGUCCGAGAAGAGCCAACCCGAGCGGCGUGAGCUUCGGCCUCGGCUCUGCACCAUGAAGAAGGGUCCCAAUGGCUAUGGCUUCAACCUGCACAGCGACAAGUCUAAGCCAGGCCAGUUCAUCCGGUCAGUGGACCCGGACUCGCCCGCCGAGGCCUCGGGGCUCCAGGCCCAGGACCGUAUCGUAGAGGUCAAUGGGGUCUGCAUGGAGGGCAAGCAGCACGGGGAUGUGGUGUCCGCCAUCAAGGCUGGCGGUGACGCGACCAAGCUGCUGGUGGUGGACAAGGAGACGGAUGAGUUCUUCAAGAAAUGCAAAGUGAUCCCGUCUCAUGAGCAUCUGAAUGGUCCCUUGCCUGAGCCCUUUACCAAUGGGGAGAUCCAGAAGGAGAACAGCCGUGAAGCCCUGGACAAGGUGGCCUCCGAGAACCCCAGGCCAGCCCUGGCACGCUCCACCUCCAGUGAUACCAGUGAGGAGCUGAACUCCCAAGACAGCCCCAAGAAGCAGGACUCCACGGCACCCUCAUCUACCUCCUCCUCCUCCGACCCCAUCCCGGACUUCAACAUCUCCCUGGCUGUGGCCAAAGAGAGGGCCCACCAGAAGCGCAGCAACAAACGAGCCCCGCAGAUGGACUGGAGCAAGAAAAACGAACUCUUCAGCAACCUCUGAGCGCCUCCACAGCCACCCAGGAAGCUGGAAGGGCUGGGCCCACCCCUCUCCCUCCUCCCCACUGCCCUCAAUGACAAACAAAUCAGCACCAGCAUCUCCCCUCUUGGCAAAUCUGAUUCUUCUAGAGAACUGUGUUCCUCCCUUACCACAGGGAAAGUGAAUGUUCUCCUGCCCUGCCCAAUCAAAAAGCAGACUGUCCCCCUCCUUUUCCUGAGUGCUUCAGCCUACCACGUGUCCCCUAGCCACCCCAGCUGGGACAUCACUGGGACCUGCACCAAGCAAGGAUCCAGGGACCAGGCGAGAGGUCAUGACUCCAAGUGAUGACUAGGGUUGAUCAAAGACUGGGAUUGUAGCAGCCACAGCAUCCCCAGAACUGUGGGUUGGGCAUCUUUGUUCAUUUGAUUUUUUGUGAGUGCGGUAUCAGAGUAGAGGGAUUUUUUGUCUCCUGAUUAACAUGAUUUUCCAGGGUAUUGCAUCCAGGACACAGCAGCAGCCUCAGCCUUAAACUUUGUUGUCUCUACUCCUACUGCAGAAACCCUGGCAGGUGGGGAGGGGCUGGCCACGCCCUGCCCAGCCCUGAGCCAGGCACCACCAUUGUAAGGAAACUCCGUCCAAAAUUCAACUGGUUUCUCCAAACCGC
Molecule: messenger RNA, 1954 nt
Organism: Molossus molossus (Pallas's mastiff bat)
Lineage: Eukaryota; Metazoa; Chordata; Mammalia; Chiroptera; Molossidae
Gene: NHERF1
Product: SLC9A3 regulator 1
Exons: 6
Coding region: 211-1314 (367 amino acids)
Biological process (GO): protein localization to plasma membrane
Cellular component (GO): apical plasma membrane
Molecular function (GO): signaling receptor binding; protein-membrane adaptor activity
Source: RefSeq, a predicted model, not a curated record